UUUUACAAAAUGGUGGCUUCUCCUAUAUUUCUUGCGCGGAGAAAUUCGUUGUAGCAGCGAUUACGAACAAAAACCACGCAUUUUAGCCCAAAACUAAUUAAAAUUAUAGUGCUAAAACACUUACAGCAACGGUGGCUGUCCCGUGUGGCUGGAAUACGCGUGUGAAAGUCAAUGCGGAGAGUGCACAAAGCAAGUGAAAAUUGUAUUUCCAUCGUUCGAGUAGCAGCAGAAGCAGCAGCAGCACAGAGCAAUAAAAAACGCAAGCAAGCAUACUGUGUUUUGUGCAAAUUAACCAAAAUAUACAUUUCCGGCCGCCCGCGCCCCCUCGCUGAGAAUCCAACAUAUCGCUGUCCCCCCUCUUCCCCUGCAAUAUCGUACCCUCUGCGGAGACUGUGGAGAGAGACCGGGCCCGCCUGCUGCUGGAGCCGCUGCCGCUGGGAGGAACGCCGCCUGGAAAGGGGCUCAUCGGGCACAUUUACCCUGGAUUCAUGUUGAAUUUUCAUAUCGUAGAGGGCAUAAAAAGGCUUAACACUGGACCGGAAGCGUGUUUUUAAAGGGUGAUGGCGGCCUCCACUCAAGGAGAAAUUCGAGUGGGUCCCGGCCACCAGGUAAACGAUGUCUAUGCAAAACUGCCCGAUUAUAAUCCAAUCUCAAGCUUCCCCAUCGACAAGGAAACCGAUGAACGUGAACUAGAGGAAUCAAGAUGGAGUCCAGGCGUUGUGGCCGAUGGCGAUUUGUUAAUGUUCUUGCGUGCUGCCCGCUCGAUGGCCGCAUUUCAAGGAAUGUGUGAUGGCGGACUAGAAGACGGUUGUUUGGCUGCCAGUCGCGACGACACAACAAUUAACGCACUCGACGUGCUGCACGAUUCUGGCUACGAUCCAGGCAAAGCUCUACAAGCACUAGUUAAGUGCCCCGUUUCGAAGGGCAUCGACAAGAAGUGGACCGAGGACGAAACGAAAAAGUUCAUCAAGGGUCUGCGACAAUUUGGCAAGAAUUUCUUUAGGAUCCACAAGGAUCUGCUGCCGCACAAGGACACACCCGAACUGGUCGAAUUCUACUAUCUGUGGAAGAAGACGCCCGGCGCCAACAACAAUCGCCCACAUAGGCGACGCAGACAGAGCGCCUUGCGACGCAAUCGUGUCACGCGCGCAAAUAAUAAUACACCUCCCAAGAAGGAGGACACACCGGAACCACAAACUGCGACGACGGCGGCGACGGCGACGGGGUCGGGGUCAGCGUCAGAGACGGCUCAUCAGAGUCGCUCAUCGCCCGCUGUCUCCAAGGAGGAGAACAGCUCUCUCACCGAGGACGACGCCAGCGAGUGUGACAGUGAUUCCAGUCUGACCAACAAAAGGGAUGAAUCACCCUCUAGGAUGAGGACGCGCAAUAAACAACAGAAUAACAACAACAACAACAACAAUAACAACAGCAGCAGCAGCGGCAGCAACACAACCAACAGCAGCAGCAGCAGCAGCACGGCCAGCAAUAGCGGAGGUGGCAGUGGCGGUGGUGGUGGUGGUGCCUCCGUCGGUGGCAGCUCUGCGAUAGGCGGAAACGCUGCUACAGGCGCCACGGCCACCAACAGCUCCAGCAAGGAUCAGUCCAACACCAACAACGCUGUGGCCAAUGGCAAGCGGCCCAAGCGAGGCUCCGAGACGCCCGAUGCGGCCGCCGGUGGAGCCUCCUCGGUGGACAGUCCCAAGACCCCCACCAAGGCUGUGGCCGAGAGUUCGGCCACCAAGCGCAAGGGCGGCAAACAGGAUACGCCCAACAAGAAGAAGCGCACCGAACAGGAGCAGGCGAACGACCAGCAGGCGGCCAGUGCCGGAACGGGAGCGCCAACGGAGGAGAACAACAGCAGCAGCAGCCUCAAGGAGAAGCGGAAGCAGCAGCAGCAGCAGCAGCGGGCCGACAGUCCCGUGGAGAGCAUGAACUCGGACAGCAGGCCGGACUCGGUGCUGGACGAUGGCGAGUCGAAUACCACGGACACGACGACCACCGCCGAACAGCAGUCCACCAAGGACAGCAAGGAGUUGCUGCUCAACUGCAAGGAGGAGCGCGAGAUGGCCACCAUCGAUGGUGGGGGCCUGGGCCAUCUGGAGCCCAAAACGGAGGAGAAGUCCAUCAAGGCAGAGAUCGCCUCGGAGGAUGGCAGCAAGGAGGCGCUCUCCAUCAAGAACAUGGACGAGGAAACGAACAUCCAAGCGCCAAACAGCGUGGAUGGGCUCCAGCUGCUUAAGGACUCCGCUGCCAGCACGAUCCAGCAGGACGGCGGUGGUGUGCCGCCGGUUAAUCCUGUGGCAGCGCCUCUCACCAUGAAGGUGCCCACCAUUGCCACCGUGGAGGCGCUGAAUGCCUCCGUGGAGCGCAAGGAGGCCAUCGAGAAGAUGGAGACCUGCGAUAGCGAUCCCGAUCUGCUCAAGAAGCUGGCCACCAUCAAGCAGGAGGUCUCGCCCCAACAGCAGCAGACGCCGCAGCAGCAGCAGCAGCUGAAUCCGAUAUCCAUUCAGCCGCCACCAGCGUCAUGUCCGCCCACGGAGGCGGUGUAUAUCAAGAAGGAGCCCAUGGACGACUCGAUGGAUGCCACCUGCAAUCAGAACAGCAACGAGCCGCAGGACCUCAAGGUGAAGAUUGAGAUCAAGAACGAGGACUCGUUGAAGCACAACGCCGGAGGGCUGCCGCCCACGUUGCCUGGUGCGCCGCCCACAUCCAUGCAUUCCCAUUUGAUGGCCGGCGUCGAGAGUGGGCAGCCGCCAAUGGGUGAGCCGCUGCACCUGUCGCAUCUGCCACACGGCCAGCAACCGUUGCAGCCACCACCCGCCAGCUAUCUGAUCGAUGGCCAGCUGAAGUACGGCCCACCCGGAGGACAACAGCAGCAGCAGCAGCAGCAACAACAGCAGCAGCAGCCGCCACAGCCGCCGCAGCUGCACAGCGAUCCGGCUGGAGUGGGUGGCAAUGGUGGGCCUCCUCCUGGCGGACCCAACACGCCGCAAAAGUACCCGCCCGAAAUGGAGAUGAAAUUCACGCCGCAGGAUCUCAAGUAUCCGCCGCCACCGCCGCUGGACGCACUCAAGUACAGCCAGGAGAUGCAGGCGGUGGCCGCUGCAGCAGCCGCUGCUGCCGCCGCCGCGGCCGCGGCUGGCAAGUACGACAUGAAGUACAUGAUUGAGCAGCCGGGCAAGUAUCCGGUGGAGCUGUCCGCUGCCCACCAGCCGCCAUCGAAGCAGGGCUACCAGGACUCCCUCAAGAUACCCGACGUCAAGUCGGGCUUUGGCCAUCUGCCGCACAACAUGGCCGCGCAGCUAGAUGUGGCCCACAAGUACGGACCACCGCCCACGUCCCAGGAGCAACAACAACAGCAGCAGCAGUCGCAGCAGCAGCCAGCCCAUCAGGUGCCACCGGGGGCGACGCCACCGCCGGGCAUAGCCAUGCCCAAGCCGCACUAUCAGCACGAUGUGCAGACGCCGCCAUUGGGACGGCCCUUCGAGCCGGGAAUGAUGCACAAGUACGGAGAUCCGCUGGCAGGCAAAUACGGGCCGCCCCAGCCGCAGGAUCUCAAGUAUCCGAUGCCACCCGUCGGCUCCGCUGGAGGCCCACCCGUGGACGUGAAGCCGUACGGCGAGAAUCUGAUAAAGUCCUCGCCGUACGGGCCGCCACCGGAGAGCCCCAUAGACGCCUCCUCGCGGUCGACGCCGGGUCAGGACAGCCAGGGCAGCAACAGCAAUUCGCAGCCCUCGUCGAUGGCGCCGCAGCCGCAGCAGUUCCAGUCGCCGCAUCCCUCGCCUCACAUGCCUUCACCCGCCGGCGGCGGCCUGCCGCCAGGGAUGCAUCCCCAAAAUCUUAUCCACGGCCUGCCGCCGGGUGGGGGCGGCAGUGGACCCCAACCACCGCCACCGCCCACAUCCCUGCACCAGCAGCAGUCGUCGAGUGGUCCGCCGGGCAUGCAUCCGGGACUGCAUCCGGGUCAGCAUUCGCAGAUGUCGGUGGCCUCCUCGAUGCCGCCCAGCUCGAUCGGUAUACCACCCACGCUGUCGACGAUGGCGCCCUCGCAUAUGCAUCCCCACAUGCAUCCGCAUCAUCUGCAGCAGGUGCUCCAUCGGCCGCACGACAUGCCGCCCAGCAUGCAUCCGCACGCGCCCAUGGGCAUGUCCCUGCAAGGACAUCCGCAACACGGCCACGGACUGCCACCCUCGCACGCGCCCCAACAGCAGCAGCAGCAACAGCAGCAGCCCGGCGGUCCUGCGGGCACAGUGCGCACUCCCUCGCCAGCCCAGCAUCCGCCACGCAGUCUGCACGAUCCCCAGUCGCGGGAGCAGCCGCCCACAUCGCAGCCAUCGACAACGAUGGCGGGGUCUGGGGGAGGUCACGGCAACCCGCACCAAUCCCCGCACACGCAUCGCACCUCGCCGCUGCCAGGACUGGCGGGGAAUGGACAUCCGCCGCCGGGACUCAUUGGCCAUCCGAUGCCCAUACAUCCGCAUCUCGCGCAUCUGCCGCCGGGUCAUCCGGCGCAUGCGGCUCUGGCCCAUCCCGGCCACCAUCUGCUGUCGCAUUCGAUAGCCGGACUGGGGCCAGGCGGUGGACCCAUCGCACUGCUGGCGGGUCCCGGAGGCUUGGGACUGCCCGAGUCCGCGCUCAGUCGUCGCACCCCGCCCAGCCAUAUGCCCCACUCGCACGCCUCAUCGGCACCGAAUACGCCCCAUUCGGUGGCCUCGAUGACGUCAAGCAGCAUGGCCCUCACCACCAGCACGGUGCCGUCGUCGGCCUUCAGUCGUGCCAGUCCCAGCGUUCAGAUCUCGAGUGGAGGAGCCGCACCAGCCGGUCCUGGCGGCAGCAGCAGCAGCACGCCUGGCGGUGGCGUCAACAACUCCUCGGCAGCGGCGGCGGCAGCAGCGGCAGCAGCUGCCCAUCGAGCAGCCUCACCAGCCAGCAGCGUCAGCAGCCUGAGUCGCCAGAGUCCACUGCAUCCGGUGCCCCAGUCGCCGCUUAGCCAUCAUCCCUCAUCCUCGGCUUUGUCGGCGGCAGCGGCGGCCGUGGCCGAGCGCGAUCGCCAUGCGCUGCUGCGACAGCAGUCGCCGCAUAUGACGCCGCCACCCGUGUCGAAUGCCUCGGGACUGAUGGCCAGUCCGCUGAGCAAGAUGUAUGCCCCGCAGCCGGGCCAAAGGGGGCUGGGAACAUCACCGCCGCCGCAUCUGCGACCGGGAGCCUCGCCGCCGGUCAUACGGCAUCCGCAGAUGCCGCUGCCAUUGCCUCUGAUUGCGCCGGGUGGAGGCAUUCCACAGAUCGGUGUGCAUCCCGGCCAGUCGCCGUACCCGCAUCCGCUGCUGCAUCCGUCGGUCUUCUACUCGCCGCAUCAUCAUCCCUUCAACUCGCCCUACGGCUAUGCGCCGUACGGGCCUGGAUUCCCGGCCUACAUGAAGCCCCCACCACCGGGCGGACCGCUGGAUCCUGCCGCCGUGAUGGCCGCACACCAUGCCGGCCUCCAGGGUCCGCCGCAGCAGCAGCAGCAGCGCCAGGACGAACAGAAUGCAGCAGCCGCAGCUGCGGCAAGAGAUGCAGCCGAGAAGCAGCACCACCAAGCGGCGGCCGCAGCAGCAGCCCAGCAGCAGCAGCAGCAACAACAACAGCAGCAGCAGCAGCAGCAGCAACAGAUGAAGGGUCCGCCCCAGCAGCAGCAGGGCGGUCCACCGCCCAACAAGCCGCCGACGCCAAAGACGCCCCAGGGUCCGGGGGGACCGGGUGUGCCAGUCGGCAUGGGUGGCCCUGGAACGCCAACUGGCCUGCCGCCAGGUGCCUAUCCGGGCUCCCAUAUGGCCGGCUAUCCGCCUGGUCCGCCGCACGGUUCGCCCUUUGCCCCGCAAGAUGGUCAGCCGCACGGCAUGAAGCCCACCUCCCACAUGGAUGCCCUGCGGGCACACGCCCACUCGGCCAAUUCGGCGGGCAUGGGCGGAGGCCAUCAUCCGACGGAGCCAUUGCCCAUUGACAUUGAGCCGGAUCCGGAGCCAGAGAUACCCAGUCCCACGCACAAUAUACAACGUGGUCCCAGUCCCGAGGCCAAGCCGGACGACACCGAAUGCCAUCGCUCGCAGUCUGCCAUAUUUGUGCGGCACAUCGAUCGCGGAGAUUACAAUUCCUGCACGAGAACGGAUUUGAUAUUCAAGCCGGUGGCCGACUCGAAGCUAGCACGCAAGCGGGAGGAACGCGAUCGCAAGCUGGCAGAGAAGGAACGCGAACGGCGGCAGCAGCAGCAACAACAGCAACAGCAGCAGCAACAACAGCAGGCAGCAGCCGCCCAGCAGGCGGCACAGCAGGCCAAAAUGAAGGCGGAACUGAAGCCCCCAUAUGCGGAUACGCCAGCACUGCGGCAGCUCUCCGAAUACGCACGCCCCCAUGUCGCCUUCAGUCCUGUUGAACAGAUGGUGCCAUAUCAUCAUCCAAUGGGCCCCAUGUACAGAGAGAGGGAACUGGAGGAGAUCAAGAACGCACAAGCCGCUGCGGCGAGUCAAUCCCGCCUCGAUCCGCACUGGAUGGAGUACUACAGACGCGGCAUACAUCCCUCACAGUUCCCACUCUAUGCGAAUCCAGCGAUAUCGCAAAUGGAGAGGGAACGUUUGGGUAUACCGCCACCGCAUCACGUAGGCCUUGAUCCGGGCGAGCACAUGGUGCGUAUGAUACGAUUGACGAGAGAAUAUCAUGCACACUCUCAUACUCAUUUACAUUUGCCUUUGCAUCCACAGCCGCAACCACCGGAGGCCGGUUUCCAACUGCCACCGAAUGUUGGCCAAUAUCCACGCCCAAAUAUGCUUAUACCUAGGGAGCCGCACUCGGAUGUCCUGCUGCGGAUGUCGUAUGCCGAUCAACUACAGUAUUUGCAGGCCGCCGAAUUCCAGCGACAAUCGCUGCACGAUCAAUACUUUAGACAACGGCCCAGAUAAGUGGACAGACGGCAAUUGUAGAGACCAAGCAACUGAACAAAGAACAUACUCCCCUGGCCCAUCGCACCACUGUGGCCGUGAGGAAAUGCUUUGUGUGAUUUUUGUGUUCAAACGUUUUACAUUUUGUUUUCCCCACAAACAAACACUCCCCAUAAAUAUCAUCAUCCUCGACAACAACAACAACAACAACAAUAGCAGAGACAAACGACGUAUGGGUCAUGCAUCAGUCGAGCAUCCAGAAACGAAACUAAGCGAACUUUAAGUUGCGCAAUGACCUCUCAUAAUUUUAUGUGAAAAAAAUCAGCUGCGUUGAUGGGGAUCAUCGGAUAAUGGAUCUUGAAAGACUACAACAACAACCAAAACACCCACACAUGUACACCAGGAGACGACGACACCAGACACCACUUACUGACCAAGGCAUACAGAAUCAAAAGAGAAAACAAAAUCAUCAACUACAAGAAAAAACAACUAAAAACUAAACUAGACAAAACAAAACACGAUGGUCGCAAUAUUUUAAGUAUCCUCUUUAUAGUGUAUAGUGUUAAAUUCUAAAACCUAAACCAACAAGAUGUUAAAUAUCGUUUAAGAUGACAAAACAAAAAAAAAACAACUGAUAAGGGCAAUGGAACAAAAACCAACCAACAAAAAAAACAAACAAAAAACUUGGCACACACAAACUUUUUAUUGAGGUCUUCAAGCUAAAAAUAAGAAUGUGUCAACACUUUGACUAAGAAACUUUACGGAUAGGCACGAAUUGAUCAGAUAACUAAGCAAAAGCAAACGCAAAAAAAAAAUCCAACCAAAAUACUUGCUGCAGGAGGCAAGGUACAUAAAUUAGUAUAGGAAAAGUAAAGGACUAAAGGAGAGUGAAGUGAGUCAAUGGCAAAGAAGAGUUUACAGAAUGAUUUUUCCGAUGGAGACAUCAAAAUCGAUAUAUAUAUAUAUAUUUAUAUUCGAGUGUAUUGUACAAACGGGUUCUCGGGACGAAUGGAUUUAUCAUUUUUGUACAUUUGUACACUCAAAUUCCCAUAGAUACUACGCAGAGUAUAAUUUAAUGUACUUCCAGCCACAAAUUAACUAAUCUAAUGUAUGGAUCAGAUCAUCAUAUGAUUGCUGCUUAAUAUUUUGACUGCUUAGCUAAAGACGAACGGAAUCGAAUGCUUCUUCGAUUGCUGUAGUCCCAUAGUGUGUUAUACUUGUGUUAGCCUAGAGCCAGCUUUGCUUACCCGCUAAUUGCUACUCAUUAAUUUAUUAUUUUGCUAUGACUAGAGAGUAUUAUAUAUAGAAUGGGGCAAACAGUUUUUGUAAAAAGUGCAUAAUAAAUAAUGGAAUAUUAAUUAUGGGUAUUAUACAUACAUAUGUGAAUGAUUUGAUGCUGUUGCUGCUGCACAGAAAAUAAAUAGUAUCUGAAGGACAAGAUGGAUGGAUAAUGGAUGCAUUUGAAGCAGCUGCAAUUUAUCGUGUGCUUAAUUUAUAUUAGUAAUUUAUACAAUUUACGAUACGCAAAAGGAUGCAUUAUAUACAUAAAAAUAUAUAUUUAAAAACGAAGAAAAAAAAACAAAAAAGGUUUAUAUUAAAUAUAAGGCCAAACAAAGGAAAUGAAAAUGAAUGGCGGCACGAUAAUAAGAAAGGAAUAGAAGGAUGCACAGGACAAGAGAGGAGAGCAUAAAUUAUAAACUAAACGAAAAAAUGAAUGCAUAUUUUUAAAUAACGUUUUUUAUUUCACAUUUUGAAUAUACACAUGGAUAUAAAUAUAUUGUAGCUAUUAUAUGUAAUGUAGUUAUAUAUACAUUAAAUUAAAUUAAAGUUUAUUGUAGAAUUGUCUUGCAGCAUAUUCAAUGGCACACACACACACAUGGGAAAACCAACCAUAUUUCGCGUAGUUAAUAUUUAAGAUUGUAAAGUGAAAAAUCCAGGCAUAAAUAUUUAUAUAUACAAAAAUCCCCUCCCCACAAACACACAAAAUGCAGCUAUAUAUUUGCAUACAAAUUA
This is a messenger RNA of Drosophila obscura, 8927 nucleotides long. RefSeq names its product arginine-glutamic acid dipeptide repeats protein (gene Gug). Gene Ontology annotation, molecular function: transcription corepressor activity. Lineage: Eukaryota; Metazoa; Arthropoda; Insecta; Diptera; Drosophilidae. The transcript is spliced from 16 exons. Bases 561 to 6935 code for a protein of 2124 amino acids. Gene Ontology annotation, cellular component: nucleus. The record is from RefSeq and is a predicted model, not a curated record.